Molecule: messenger RNA, 478 nt
Organism: Ceratosolen solmsi marchali
Lineage: Eukaryota; Metazoa; Arthropoda; Insecta; Hymenoptera; Agaonidae
Product: omega-conotoxin-like protein 1
Exons: 3
Coding region: 146-382 (78 amino acids)
Source: RefSeq, a predicted model, not a curated record
GUCAACUCUGGGAUUCGAGUGAAGGUUGUAUAAGAAGGAAACUUGCAACACUGCUCUCAGUCCAGUACAAACUGUUGAGGAGUUUGUAUUUCAAUAGCUCAUUUAAGCAGUUUAAGAAUUCGAGAAGCAAGAUAUAUUAAGCAGAAUGUCGAGAUUCAUGCUGAUCGCGCUGAUUGUUUUACUGGCUUCGACUCUAAUAUCAGCCGAAAGUAAAAGUACAUGUGGUAGGCAUGGUGACCCUUGCGUAUCAAAAAGUGAUUGUUGUUCGGGUUCGCCAAUGAUUUGCAAUAUACGUGCCCGCAGAUGUCAAAUUCAUAUUAGCGAAGCGGAAUUGUGGGCUGCACGAGCGAAAAUUCUUGGACGUCAAGGACCAGAUCAAUAAUGAUGGAAAGUAAUCGAUUAUGAAACAACACUUAAUCAGGAAAACCUGGAUUCAUUUUAUUUAUUAUGAAAAUAUUAUAUGAUUGCCGUAAUUUUA